Molecule: messenger RNA, 3942 nt
Organism: Pieris rapae (cabbage white)
Lineage: Eukaryota; Metazoa; Arthropoda; Insecta; Lepidoptera; Pieridae
Gene: gus
Product: protein gustavus
Exons: 5
Coding region: 485-1465 (326 amino acids)
Biological process (GO): proteasome-mediated ubiquitin-dependent protein catabolic process
Cellular component (GO): SCF ubiquitin ligase complex
Molecular function (GO): protein binding
Source: RefSeq, a predicted model, not a curated record
UUGAAUUCGGAGCGACGCACCGAACGAUCGCCUCGCGCCGUCACGCGUCACGCGUAUCUAGUAUCUACCCUCGUGUACACAUCCCGCCAGAUCUCUGGCUCGGCAGACCCCAAUUUUUUCUAGCUCAAAGUUUAUCGACCCCAUACCGACCCCUGUUGCACGCUCCCUAUUUCGCUCCCCUAAAUCCACGAUCUCCGCGAACUGUGUCACACAUUUUUCCCCAUUCGACUGACCAAGUUCCUUUCCCUUUGUUUUCUUGGCCUGUCACUUAUCCUUGGUCGCCGGAAAGUUCCAUAUCGUAAAUUGCCAAACGGUUUUGCGUCACCGUUAUCUGUAUUCGGGUCAAUUAGAGUCUGUGAACCAUGACACUGCGUUGACAUUGACACACUGGUUCCGAGUGCGGUUGGUGAUUUGUGUUGGAUCUUGGGACACAUGGUGUGGGGGCAGUGGAUGUGCACGCUGCCGACUUUUCGUUCCGACUGGAAUGCCAGCUGCUCUUAAUCUAACUAGGUACAAGAGCGGGGAGCGCUCAGUGAGGGGCGGGGGCGGUGGCGGGGAGGAAGGGCGGCGCGGCGGCCUCAAGGCGCUGCCGAAGCGCGCCCGAACCCGCUGCAGGGUAAUGAACAUGGGGCAAAAGCUCUCCGGCGGUGUUAAGUCCGUGCCCCGCGAGUGCACGGCCCCCUUCAAAGCAGUGGUGGCGAGGGAACUGGCCCCGGAGCCUCCUAGACCAGCGAGGCUAGACGCGUUGUUGGAUGCGCCGCCUGCCCAUCCCGACACGCAAGUCAAGCAUGCCUGGAACCCAGAUGACAGGUCGCUAAACAUAUUCGUGAAAGAAGAGGACGCGUUAACCUUCCACCGGCACCCAGUAGCCCAAAGUACGGAUUGCAUUCGUGGUAGAGUCGGCUAUUCUAGAGGCCUUCACUGUUGGGAGGUCGUUUGGCCCGCGAGGCAGAGAGGCACGCACGCAGUAGUCGGCGUGGCAACAUCGCACGCGCCACUUCACUCUGUCGGCUACCAGAGCCUGGUGGGCGCUACGGAUCAGAGCUGGGGAUGGGAUCUUGGUAGGAAUAAGGUGUACCACAAUGCGAAAGGCACAGGCAGCAGUGGUACCACGUAUCCGGCUCUCCUACGACCGGAUGAACAAUUCCUAGUACCGGACCGAUUACUAGUGGUCCUUGAUAUGGAUGAAGGCACUCUGGCCUUUUGUGCUGAUGGUCGUUACUUGGGCGUGGCCGCUAGAGGUCUCCGUGGGAAGACGCUAUACCCCAUAGUUUCCGCUGUAUGGGGACAUGCCGAGAUCACUAUGAAAUACAUUGGCGGGCUCGAUCCCGAACCGCUCCCACUAAUGGAGCUCUGCAGACGCGUGAUAAGACAGCGCGUGGGUCGUAGCCGGCUCAGGGCUGCGGCGUCUCGCCUCGCCCUGCCCCCGGCCCUCACCGCCUACCUCCUCUAUCGGGCGCCGUAGCACACACCCCCACAUACACACGCGCGCGUGCUGACACAAAACGUGACGUCACGUGACGUGCACGCACACACGCACGUGAACUUGCAAGCGCGCUCUGACCGCCUCAACCGACCGAGCCCUGUAACACUUGUCCGUGGACGUUGAAGUACCGCCAUUACUGCAGAUUUAGUGGAAAAAACAUUUAUUUACCGAAACAGUGGGGUUAUGUUUGAUUUUGUGUUUCAAAGAAAGAACUUUAUGACAAAAAACUCGCAACUUUUUUUUUAUAUAUUUCAUGGUGGUACUGGCGGUGAAGCGUGUGACGUCACAAUCGAUUUUCGUUGCAUAGUAUAAAGUAUAAAUACCGUAUAUGAGAAACCGGUGUUUUUUCAUAUUGAACUAUCCAAUAUGCAUAUUUGGCUUUUUAUAUUUAAGUGAUUCACGUUUAAAGGAGUUUAAACGCUUUUAAAUAAGACAGAAAAAACAUGAUUUGAGUUAAAGCUUAGAUGAGUUUAACAAUUAAAAUUUGCAACAAAUACGUUUUAAUCCGGUAGUUUUAGUUUCUCGCAUACGGUAUUUUUAAAGCACAUAGGCCAUACAAUGUAUAAUAGCGAUGACAUAGAAUUACAGGUGUUUAGAUGUAAAGCUGUGCCUACAAAAUACACGAGCUACCUACAAGCAAGUAACGCUAAAACCCAUAAUGAAGUUGUCCUUACAUUGCUAAUUUAUUCGUUUAUAUAUUUUUUAUGCUUUUCAAUAGCAGUGUGGAGACAACCAGUCGAACCUUGAUAAGACUCCUGAAAGACUUUUUGCCAAAAAGACGAAAAGCCUGAGUCACGUGACCCGCUAACAAUGUAUGGAAAUGGUCACGUGACUGCAGACUUUAAAUGGAAAACAAUAUUUUUUUUAAUGAAUAUUAUUACUCCCGAUUUCUAUAUUGAAGAUAUUAGUUGUAACAGAUUUAAAUUAUUCUAUAAAACCCCUAUCUCUGUCUCUAGAUAUCUACUAAUUAUCACUACUCGUAUCCUCGAUAUAGGAACCGGUAAUUUUCUGUUAUUUCUCAAAAGUUUUUCUCGCUUAUCGGAGUUCGAUAUUAAAAAUCGCUUUCGUUCCAAUCCUCAUAAUUAGUAAUAUUAUAGCAUAAUUUCGAUUCGAUUAAUUGAUACAUUGUCUCGAUUUUUUUAUUUUUAUAUUGUCUGUGAUAGUUAUACUUUAAAUGGAUGACAGUUUAAAAAUAUAAAUACACAACCGAUUUUUUUACAAUUUUAUAUUGCUUUUUGUGGUAGACUUAAGUUAGACGCGACACUGAAAAUUACCAAAACUUAUUUAAUUUUUCAAUUUUCAAUACGAUCUCAGUAUGGGGUCUGCAUCUAGUCAUGCAGGAAUCGUAUUUUAACUAGAAUUAUCCGCUCGCCUCGGAACGUUCACGGAGCGAUUGACAAUUGACUUUGAGUUUGAAAAUGGAAUGCGCUCGAGUGAAGGUCGCUCCCUGAGUUGCCAGCGUUAAAAAUAAGAAAUGUCAUUGUUUAUCUUAUCGUUAGUACUACAGGCCAGUGUAAUCGUUGGCGUAAAUACUAUGUUAUAUUAAGUGACUGGUUUAAUUUAGUUUAGGUGAUUAAUUCCUAUUGUAAAAUGGUGUGAGUGUGAUGUAUAUAUUAUCCGGCUACGCAUACUCGAAUCAUUAAUCGCCGAUUUUAAUAUCGUUUAGUAAUUUCGAGUUAGUCUUCAUAACGUCAUCUGUUGUGACAUAAGAUUAGGUGUAAACGCAAUAAAUUAAUGAGAAUAGUAUUUUUAAAGCACGAUACUAAUCGAGAUGUCAGCCAUUUUCGAUCCAAAUUAGUUAUUAUGAACGCGUAAAAUAAGUACUUCCAUUUUUAAUAGAUUUCUUUCGUAGGAUAUGUCGCAUGUGUAGACCCGCGGGGCCCUCGGCCGGUAUUCAUUUCGGCUUCCAUAUUUUAUAUUCUAUGAUUUUGUGUGAUUUAUUUUGAGCGAUAUGAAUAUCGGUUCUGUGGUUAUCAUGAAACUGCCAAAUGCGAAUUGUACGUAUGGAGUAUGAUUGUGUGAGUAAUGCGGCGUGUGUGUGUUAGAAUGGUAUUUUUUGUUGUGUAAGAGAUAAUAAACAUGGGUAAUGUAAAACACCAAACGACGCAUUGUUGGAAUCCUUUGAGAUGCUCUCACGACCAAAACUUUGCAUUAUUUUUUGCAUGUUUGUCUUUAGGCGCCAGAAAGGAUUGUACACAUUAAUACAAUAUUAUUUGAGUUCUAUGAACAGCGGUUAGUCCUGUAUAUAAAAUAAACAUCGUUUGCGGAGUUCAAUGACUUUAUUAAUAAGUGAAAAUGCAUUUUAGUUUUAUAAGUUGUAGGCAAUAUUUUUAAAGUCAUGUCUAAACAGAUUUCAGAUUGGUAUUCGAAUCUCUUAGAUACAAUGAUUGAGAAAUAGCAAGACAAUUGGAUACAUAAAUAUAACUGGUUAAGAAAUAAAAUGAUAUGAAAUUAGA